AUGCCGGCGAAACGUUUGCGAAUGUACCACGUCCACGGUCCUACUCUGGAAAUGAUCAUGCCUACAAUGGACUCCGGACAAGAUGCGUUCCUUCAAAAAAAUGUCAAAACUGGUGUCUCAAAAGAAAGCAUCAUCUCGGUGAGCGCAAUCUCAAACUGCGGCCAGCUUGCUCCUCAUCUGCCUCGUCAAAAAUGUGCCAAUCCAUUCUUCCUCCUCUGCAGCUCACUAGCCGCGAGCACCAAGGGCGAAUCGGACCCGGCCCGUUUACUUCCCGUCGUCCCCGGGGUCGUGGGGUCCAGCGGUGCCGACUCCUCGCGACCGAUCCGGCCCACCCGACAACUGGCGGUAUCUCUUCUUCUUCCCUAUUGCACUCGUUUCGAAGGCAGGCUUGUAGACCUACGUCAUAAACGAUACCAACUCCUGAACAAGCGCAUCCAUUCUGAAGUCAUGUAUACCUUCUAUUUGCCACAUCUUAUGCUUUCUAUGCCUGGGUCGCCUGGUCACACCAACUUCCUCUCUUUUCAAAUCGUUGCCACCCACGAUACUCCCACUCGGUACCAAUUGUCAACAGUGCUACAGACUAUCUCCCGGUACAAGUCUGGACUCGUGGCCAUUGUGAUCUUCACUUUUUGUUUGUUUGAGACAACAGACUAUUCAGACUAA
Molecule: messenger RNA, 663 nt
Organism: Protopolystoma xenopodis
Lineage: Eukaryota; Metazoa; Platyhelminthes; Monogenea; Polystomatidea; Polystomatidae
Source: the annotation of a GenBank genome assembly